UCCUUGGUGUCCGCACUAUGUGACUUCACUAUAGAUGUCAUAGAAUGUUGCCUUGGCUGUUUUCUGGCACAAAAAAAGGAAUCAAGCAUGCAAGGAAUUCAGAGGCCACAGAAAUUGGGCCUAACUAACCUUGUUUAGCAGUACUACUUGCGCAAUUCGAAACAGCAGCCAAUUGUAUAUGAACAAAUUCUCAACAAAUUCAGGACCUUUUUUGUGGCAGAUAUCAUUAGUUCACCUUAGCUUGUACCCAGUACACUUGGAGUUCGUACAGUUUGCUCAGAUAAAACACUAAAGAGACCAUGGUGGUUUCGGAACCCAAGCAGAUUAAUAGAGGAAAGCUCUUGCGCAUGUUCUCUACGUUUUUCUCUUGCAUCCAAGAUCAAAAUAAGCUCAGACGGGAAUCUCAGAGGGUGAAAAAAGACCUCCGGAGAGACAAUAAGGCGUCCCGGAACGAGAACAACGCUCUCAGAAGAGAAAACAUGUGCCUCUGGGCAGAGAACAAAGCCCUCCGGAGAGAGAACAAAGGCUUCCGGAUGGAGAACCAGUCGGUCCGGGAGAAGAAUCAGACCCUGAGACAGGUGAACCAGGACCUCUGGAUGGUGAACACCGUGGUUUUCAGGACCCCAAAGACACCGUGGGAGAAAAUCAACGUCUUGAGCACAGAAACGAAGUCUUACCGGCAGCAGAACAAAGCCCUGAGAGCUCAGACCAAGGCGCUCUGGGAACAGGAGGUCGCCUUCCGGAACGAGGCGAAAGCUCUCCAAGAAGAAAUCAGGUCCCUGCAGGAGAACAUCAAGGGCCUGCAGCAUCAGGAGCGAGCCAUCCGGCUGGAGGAGCUGGCCCUGAGGAAGGAAGGGAAUGCGCUGGAGAUGGAGGAGCAGGCUCUGUGGAAGGUGGAGCUGGCCCUUCGCGAGGAGAACAAGGCCCUCCGAGAAGAAAGCAAUGCCCUGCAAGAGGAGGAAAGAGCCCUUCUGGAAGAGACGAGGGUGCUGGAGCUGUGGAACAGGAUUCUUCAGGGGCAAGAGAGCAACCAUGCUGGCUGGGGCGAUGCCCAGUAAGGACAUAGAGCAGGAGACGUGUUAUAACCAGCGAGCCAUGAAAACCAUGGGCAUUCCAGAAAACAAAUUCAAACUUUUGAAGGUGAUAGACUAUUAUUGGGGUUGAGUCAAAAGCCUGGAAAUGUACAUUGCUCUGUACCUGAUCUUAGAAACGAAAUAAAGUUCUUAAAAUUAAAAGAAAAAAAA
Molecule: messenger RNA, 1244 nt
Organism: Eptesicus fuscus (big brown bat)
Lineage: Eukaryota; Metazoa; Chordata; Mammalia; Chiroptera; Vespertilionidae
Product: coiled-coil domain-containing protein 70-like
Exons: 2
Coding region: 300-1058 (252 amino acids)
Source: RefSeq, a predicted model, not a curated record